Pundamilia nyererei is the source of this 276-nucleotide messenger RNA. RefSeq names its product transcription factor BTF3-like. Bases 85 to 276 code for a protein of 63 amino acids. The transcript is spliced from 4 exons. Lineage: Eukaryota; Metazoa; Chordata; Actinopteri; Cichliformes; Cichlidae. The record is from RefSeq and is a predicted model, not a curated record.
GCAUCUAAACGCGUCACUUCCGGAUUUCGCUCCUUUUUCCUGUCCCUUAUCAACGGUGUGACCCGCGUGUUUACACACUCUCAGAUGAAGGAGUCGAUAAUGAACCAGGAAAAGCUUGCCAAACUGCAGGCUCAGGUCCGCAUAGGCGGCAAGGGGUCAGCUCGCAGAAAGAAGAAGGUGGUGCACAGAACGGCUACAGCAGAUGAUAAGAAGCUGCAGUUUUCCCUGAAGAAACUGGGAGUCAACAAUAUCUCUGGCAUUGAAGAGGUUGCAUAG